ACUUUGACCCCGCAACUUCGACUAUUCCAUUCUUUACUAAAUCAACCACCCACUUAAUUGCAUCUGCUCUUUCCUCCUCCUCGCCUGCACUGCGUAUAUAACAGCAGCUAGUCUGCCUCGCUCGUCGCCAACACACUCUCACCGCCCGCCGCCGCUAGCUCCAUUGGUUUCCUCUCAUCUCUUUGCCUGGUUGGUUAUCGUCAUCGAUCCAUGGAUGAAGUGUGGUGCGGCCUGGACCUGCAGCUGCAGGCCAACGACAUCGCAGGCCUCCACCGUGCUGGCAACCUCCAUGACCAUGACCAUGACCCCUUCUGGCCAGCUCUCGCCGAUUGCGCGGUGAGCUUCCUCGAGGGCGACAGCGCGUGCUUCGGCGUCGCCGACGUCGAUCUCACGGGCUCCGCGGCAACCAAGGUGGAUGGCAUGGUGGGAAUGGACACGAGUGCCUUAUUCUUGGAGCAGGACGACCACCUGAUGCAGCAGCAGGAGCAGCACGACCCAACGCAAUAUUCAUCGUCGUCGCUGUCAUCCAAGCGCUCCCUCUCCAUCGACAGCGGCGGCUCCUCGCCUUUCUUCGCGCUCGACCCCGCCGCCCUGGCCUUCUCGUCGCACCCCGCGGCGCCUGCCCCGCAAGACCCGUUAUCCGACGACGACGCGGCGAUCAUGCGGGCGAUGAUGGCCGUCCUGUCCUCGGCGUCCCCCUCCUCCUCCGAAUCAUCGUCGCCUCCGCUGUUUCCGGACCGGGACACCACCACCGUGCAAGCCGCCGUGCAGCCGCGCGGGGACAACGACGGGCACUUGAUGGUGAAGAGCACCAGCCUCGCCGUGGCGCAGGAGACGACCACGUCGCUGACCAGCGGCGGCCGGCAGCAGCAGGACGAGGUGAGGACGGCCGCCGGCAGCAAUGGUAACCAGGUGUACCACAUGAUGUCGGAGAGGAAGAGGCGGGAGAAGCUCAAUGACAGCUUCCAGAUGCUGAGGUCCGUCCUCCCCCCGUGUUCCAAGAAGGACAAGACGACGGUGCUGAUCAACGCGGCGAGCUACCUGAAGACGCUGGAGGCGCAGGUGUCGGAGCUGGAGGAGAAGAACACCAAGCUGGAAAGGCACGUCCCCCGCGAGGAUGGCGGCAGCAGCGCCUCAAUGGCGGCGCACCGGAGAGCCAAGGUCCAGAUCAGCAAGGCGCCGUCUGACGAUCAGGUGAACCUCACGGUGAUGGUCAUGGUGGAGUGCGACAUCGUGGACCUGGUGCUGCACGUCCUGGAGUGCCUCAGGUGGAUGAGUGGGAUCAGCGUGAUGUCCGUCGACGCCGACACCUACUCGCCGCAGGUGCUGCUCAAGGCCAUCGCCAGCAUCAAGCUGCAGAUCACGGACGGCGACUGCUGGAACGAGGCGUCGUUCCACGAGGCCAUGACGAAGGCGGUGCACGACGCGACCUCGUCUCUCUCCAGCGCCGCCCCGGCCCCGCUCGUGGUCGCAGCCUAGCUAGGAGCGGAUUGCGAUGAAGCGACCGGUUCAGUCAUCGCCAUGCAAUCGUUGUUGAACUUGAAGCGGUAAUACCGGCGCUGGCGAUGGACGAGUUCGCGUGUGCUUAUGGAAGAUAAAGACGAGAUCGCAUGGGGGAUUAGAAGUUUUUUAUUAGGUUUUGGUUAGCAAGCAAGCAGCCCUGCGUUGCCCUAAUCUGACCACAGUGGUUGCCCUAGUGUGAGUUGCAAGCACUUGGCAUAAGUUAGUUGUGGAAUUUUGUACAUAGGAAACAAAGCUCUCGUGAGCAGUUGAUAUGAAAGGAGUGUUGUAUUACAUCAUACAUUUGCAUGAGCAAUAACACAAAACUUCCAGAGUU
This is a messenger RNA of Phragmites australis (common reed), 1837 nucleotides long. Its product is annotated as putative transcription factor bHLH041. Gene Ontology annotation, molecular function: protein dimerization activity. The coding region runs from base 211 to 1479 and encodes 422 amino acids. NCBI's taxonomy places the organism in Eukaryota, Viridiplantae, Streptophyta, Magnoliopsida, Poales, Poaceae. The record is from RefSeq and is a predicted model, not a curated record. The transcript is spliced from 4 exons.